Molecule: messenger RNA, 2503 nt
Organism: Heteronotia binoei (common prickly gecko)
Lineage: Eukaryota; Metazoa; Chordata; Lepidosauria; Squamata; Gekkonidae
Gene: CNPPD1
Product: cyclin Pas1/PHO80 domain containing 1
Exons: 8
Coding region: 207-1484 (425 amino acids)
Biological process (GO): regulation of cyclin-dependent protein serine/threonine kinase activity
Cellular component (GO): nucleus; cyclin-dependent protein kinase holoenzyme complex
Molecular function (GO): cyclin-dependent protein serine/threonine kinase regulator activity; protein kinase binding
Source: RefSeq, a predicted model, not a curated record
GGUCCCAGGAAGGGGAAGGGAAGAGGUGCGUCGGGCCUUCCAUUUUGCUCGGCAGCAUCCAGGCCCGGGAAGGAGUCGUCCUCUCUCCGGGCAGUGCCCUACCCCAAAGCAGUUGGCAGCCAGAAGCGGCAGAGGCGCAUCCUUAGCUCCGAACGCGGCGUAGUUGGGAGGCAGCGGUCCUUGGCGCGCCUCGUGGGACCGCAGGGAUGGACUUGGACGGCCUUCUUUUGGACGAGGAGGGCGCUUUUUCCUUGAGCGGGUUCCAGGAGUUCACAUUUCUUCCCAGGCAUCAGCAGCUGAGUGAUAGGGUGCGCAAGCGGCUUUACUAUGGUUGGGAUAAGGAAAGUGCCCUCGAUAACCUCUCAAGCCCAGUUGCAGAUAUUGCUGUCGAAUUGCUCCAGAAAGCUGCUCCCAGUCCCAUUCGCAAGCUCCAGAAAAAAUAUGUAUCUCAUGUCUCCCGAGAGGCUUGCAUUUCUCCUUGCUCCAUGAUGUUGGCCCUGGUUUAUAUUGAGAGGCUUCGGCACCGUAAUCCUGAAUACCUGCAGCAGAUCUCAUCCUCUGACCUCUUCUUGAUCUCCAUGAUGGUUGCCAGUAAGUACUUGUAUGAUGAAGGGGAAGAGGAAGAGGUCUUUAACGAUGAGUGGAGUGCUGCGGGCAAGGUGGAAGUACAGACCAUGAACACACUGGAGAUGAAUUUCCUUCAUGCCAUUGAUUGGAGCCUCUACACUGAUCCAAAGGAACUUUUCGAAGUCCUCAGCUGGCUGGAGGGGCGUGUGGCUGAGAAGCAGGGCAUCCAGCGUGGCUGGUUCACGUACACUGACCUGUGUGUUUUAAUGGAGCAAACACUGUGGCAGCAGGCAUUGGGUCAGUUCUAUCAGCAGGUAGCCAAGCUGGCUUGUAUUCUUGGCGUGGUGUACCUGACAGGUAUUGCAGCUGUCCUUGCCUCUGCUGCUGUGGUGCACCAUACUCUACAUGUGAAGAGGGCUGAUCCUUCUGAAUUGGCAAGUGGUAGACCUGCCCUGGCAUCUUACCUGCCUCUCCCAUCUCCAGUUCAGCAUCUGGAUUGUAACUUGGCGCUACCUAAUGACUCUCCAUCCACCAAAACAGAGAAUAUGACCUUGCAUGGUGAACAGCAGCACGAGGGGAACAACGGUGUCAUGGCUACAGCACUCUACAUCUGGAGCAGUGUCCUCACUGCUCUGUCUUCUGCACCACCAGCUCCUACCCAUCACUCAUUUUGUCCACACUGCAGUCAGUCCAGCCUCAUAUGUGGGACAGCCAAUCACACCGCUUUCAACAACCCUUCUACUCAGCCAACUGCUUCCGGACUUGCUGCCCACUGUACUAGCUGCAUGUGUUGGGGCUGGCACCUUCCUGUGCCCCACAAUUGCAAAGACUGGCCUGAACCCAUGGCACUGCAGCAAUGCCCCUCACAGGCUGCCUUGGAGCUUGGAAGGAUCAAGGCCUUCAUGUUCCCUAGUUAGGGUUGGAGGCAGCAGGUUAGAGUUUAGGCUUGGGCACCUUGAUACAGAAUGCUAUGAUCUGGGGCACCUUGAUACAGAAUGCUAUGAGCACUUGAAGGGGUAUAAAAACGCAAGGUGGGAGAGGCUACGAAAUGGCAGGGGCCUGCCAGUCUGUCUCCUGUCUAUUUGAUACCAGCUCUCGUUUAUAGGCCAAAACGAUUUCUGCACCCACUCUCUUUCAGCAAUUUAGUGGCUGUGCUCAAGAGCCGCCAAGAGUUUGCUGAAAGGAUAUAUCCCACUUUGGGAGUCUACAGUUAGGGGUAGGGUGAAGACCGAGACAGUGAGGCUUGGAUCAGUCAUAAUCCUUCAUUUGAGCCAAUAACCCGCAUUGGCAAGCCUAAUUUCCCUUAUUAGGUAAAACAUAAGGUGGGUUUGCACAUUUGAGCUUGUAUGGUAAGUUGUAGGAAGAAAUGACCUAUGGUGACAAAUGGCAGCAAUCCUACACCUUCAGGCUAUAGCUGUAUUUGCUGCACAGUAUAGCUAGCAUUGGGAGUCGUGCAUUGCCUCCUAGCUUGUGAGAUAGCUUUCUUGAGGUGCUAGGAAGAAAUGAUCUGUGGUGACUACCUCUCACAGUGACAAAUGCCAGCGAUUCUACAUCUUCAGGCUAUCCAGGGAUAGCUGUAUUUAUAUCACACCAUUAGCAUAAUGUGGAAACUCACUGUUAUUGCCCUAACACUGAUCUAGUGCUUCCUACUUGGGUAACCAUUCCUAAGAGCAACGCAGGACUAGGCUGUGAUUUUCUUCAACCACAGCAUUGGGAAGGAAAGAGGGAAGACCCAGUUACAUGUUUAAUUUUGGUGCUUUGGUACCCCUGCCUGAUGCUUUGGGAGCGCUUGACUGCCCAAUCUAAUUCUUUGGGUGGAGGGGGAUGGAGAGGUGGCAGACACUUUCUACUCCAUAAUCUUGCUAGCACUUUUUUGCUGUAGUUUUUCACUUCUUGUAGAUGGGAUCUCUUCUAAUAAAAAUAGUUCCUGAUGAUA